UAUUGGCUGAUAUCGAGCCCUCCAACUAACAUGGCCGCAUGAAUUAGUGAUAGUGAGGAAUUUGUGGACAGAAAGACAGAUUUUAUUGUGUGUGAUCAUUUAAAAGUGACAGUUUUAUGUACGCUGGACACUCUGAUAUGCAGCGAAUGAAAGGACAAGGAACCUCAGGUUGGUUUACAUGUGAUUCUGGCAAUGGAAGUGAUCAGCUUUUGAUGUGCCAAAUGGGCCCAAAGAUCAGAAUUACUCGUCAUUCCAGAGCUACACAAGUCCCAUGACUUCAUCGAUGGCCGCGGCUGCAGCUGCUUCUGACCCGUAUAUGUCGUCUUACUAUAUGACCUCUACCCCAUAUCAGGCAUUCGGAGUUGGUGAUGGAACUUGGAGCAAUGGGGGUGACCACAUGCAAACUUUCCUUGGAGGCUAUGGGGGACAGAUGGGAUACGAUUCACACAGUGCCAUUGAAGGCAUGUUCGGUAGUGGCAGUUUCGGUGGAUUCAACCCUCCAGGCUUUAACUACGGUUUCCACGGAAAUGGUGACUACAGUGCAUGGGGAGGCUCAGAUGUUCGGGGAGGAAACAAGCCAUAUGAUGACUAUUACCAACGAGAUAAUUUGUACACUGAUGAUCGUGUAAAGGCCCUGGAUCAGGGCGUACAAGGACUUACUAUCGCUGAUCCUAAAACUGGUCAAGACUUACCCAGAGAUGGUGGAUCAGGAAUUGGUAAAAAUGCAUCAACAAAUGGAAACAGUGGAGUUGAGGUUAAGCCAAAUGGAGGCAGCAGCCCAGGGGGUGACACAUCUGUUGGUCUGGGUCAAACUAAAAAAGGCAUAUCAUGGGCAAGUAUUGCUUCACAGCCAGCUAAACCACAGCCAAAGGGGAGACGUGAUAAAACCACUAUGUCCUCAAUUGUCCCUGGUCGCCAUAUGGACAUUGGGACAUGGGAAGGUAAAAAUGGUGGUGGACCAAAGCCUGUGGCUCCUCCCCCAGUACCACGACCAGCUUGGGAGGCUCCAAGGGGUGGGUCACGCUCCACUACCUCCACCUCGUACUCUACGCCACCACCGCGUACCCCACCCCAGGUGCCUCCUCCACAGCCAGUGCAGCCAACAGGACAACCACAGCAGACUGGACAGCAACAAGAGCAGCCACCAUUGCAACCUCUACAAACAUCUCCCCAGCAGCAUCAACAGAAUCCUCACCAACAGCAUGUUCAUCAACAGCACUUGCAUCAGCAGCAUCAGCACCAACACCAGCACCAACACCAACAACAGCAGCAACACCAGCACCAGCACCAUCAACAUCAACAACUCCAGCAGCAGCUGCCACCAUCACCCCAACAGCAACAGCAGGCUCCUCCACCACCCUUGCUCCCAAGUGGGGUCAUGCAUGCACCAAUGGAACUGCCCCCAUCCCCCCAGAGUGGACCUCCUAUGUCAAUACCUCAGCGUGCCCCUCUGCCUCAUGUCCCUGGACAGAUUCCCGCAGAACUGCAGCCAGAUGAUCCAAUCCUUGAAGGACUUCGUAUGCGUAAUGAUUACAACCCAAAGGACUUUGACCUUAGUCCUAAAAAUGCACGUUUCUUUGUGAUUAAAUCUUAUUCAGAGGAUGAUAUUCACCGUUCUAUCAAGUAUGAGAUAUGGUGCUCCACAGAACAUGGUAACAAGCGUCUAGACGCUGCUUUUCGUGAAAGAGAAGGCAAAGGGCCUGUAUACCUUUUCUUCUCUGUGAAUGGAUCUGGGCACUUUUGUGGUUUGGCUCAAAUGAUUUCCAUGGUGGACUACAAUUCAUCUUCUUCUGUGUGGGCUCAGGAUAAGUGGAAAGGGCAGUUUCGAGUGAAGUGGAUUUAUGUCAAGGAUGUUCCCAACAACCAACUACGCCAUAUUAGGUUGGAGAACAACGAGAACAAACCUGUGACCAAUUCCCGGGACACCCAGGAAGUUCCUUAUGAGAAGGGCAAACAGGUGCUGAAGAUAAUCAACCAGUACCGCCAUUCUACUUCCAUAUUUGAUGAUUUUUCUCACUAUGAGAAACGUCAGGAAGAGACUGAAACUCGUAGGAAUCCAGGAGCCCCGUACAAGGAGAUGGAACGAGAUGAUCGCCGUAAUGACCGUAUGGAUCAUCGAGAUCAUCGCGACCAUCGUGAUCAUCCAAGAGACCACCGAGAUCAUCGAGAAAACCGCGACCAUUAUCACCGUGAUCAUCGGGAUCAGCGCGAACAUCGUGACCACCGUGACCACCACCGAGGUGGGAUGGGUGGAGGGCGCGGGCGAGGUGGACAUCACCAUCCUCACCACCGUGGUGCACGCAACUAACUAUAGACUGAGCCACAGUGUAUGUUAACUCCCUGUUGAGAUGAUUACCGAGGGACAUGAUUCUGUGACAUACAAAAAAAAACUUUAUAGAGAACAAAUCUAGUUUACAAUUGUAGACUUGGCCUGGUGGAUAAUGUAUUUCAAAAAAUUAAUAAAUAUCUUAUGGACCAUUGGCUCUUUUAUGAUUAUGAAAUGAAAUAAAAACAUUGCUGGACAAUCUGACCAGAAAGUUUUGUAGUCAAGAGACUCCAAGCUGACAAGUGUUUUUAAAGCAGUGAAGGGACUGAUUUUCUCGAUUCUGGAACUAGGUGACUGCAUGUGGUUAAUUGAUUUAUGGAGGCUCACUAGUGCCCUCUUCGAGCCUCUGAGUGUCUGCCGACUUAAAACCUAGUGAUGAGGAAACUAAUCACUAGGAAAUGGAAAAUGCUGCACUGCACGAUACACGAUAUCAUAAUAUGUCCAGCCAGGAAUAUUACUCCGUAAUUGUGAGAAGUGUAGCAGUGCACUGAAACACUGUUUUCGUCCACUGUUCAAGUUUAGACAGGCACCCAUUAGCACCAAACUACACCAGCCUGUUUGUCAGCUUAAGUGAUAUCACAGAGUAAAAUAACUGUCACGAAUGAUUUGUCAUUGUUUCCUGAAGAACACUUGGCAUCGAGAACUACAAAGAAUAUGCCACUGUCAUUGUUAUCCUUUUGUUUCUUUCACUGUUGUGGUUAGGGGAAUGGAACACAGUAUAUAUAUUUAAUCUAAUCCUCCUAUAAUCGUACAACUGCGGCUUGUAUCAGAGAGCCAGAUGACUGACAGAACCCACACGGGGGACCUGAGAGCUACCAAGCAAAAAUGAGUCGGGCCCACCAGCCGCCUCACUUUUUAAUACUAACAAACAACAACAAUUUUUGCCUGUGAUUGGAUCCUUGGGUAUAGCAUGGGAAUUGAGAAUUUUAGUUCUUUUUGUCAUUUUAUUGAGAAGUUGGAAAGUGAAAAGUGAAAUUAACCAGUGUGAUCAUAUUUGUAAGCAAUGGGUUCAGAAAAUGCAUCAGCAAAGACAGGCAGUGGAAACUAGUGAAGAUUUAUAUCAUCGGCUUGGGGCUGUGUAGAAAUGAUGAACAAGAAAAACAUGGAAUGUACUUCAGUGUUUAUUUCUUAGUGCCUGAGAGUAUGGUAUUGUGUAGUUUAAAGUGAUAUUGUAAAUGAUCUUGAACAUAAAAGACUUGAACCACCUCAGACUCAACUUGGUUUGUCUCAGCAGUGCCUCAUUUAACUGAAAUAACUGUAGUUGUUAGUGUUACCAUUUACUGACAUCAUCUAAUAAUUGAUAUAAAUAAAAAACUUAUGGUUCAGUGGAAUCACUUUUUCAAAAAUACUACCACUUCAAAACCCUAUCAAAAAAAGACAAAAGAUAGCCUAUAAAUUAUGAAAUGCAACUCUAGUGACCAUGGUAUGGAUGUGCUAUCCAUAAGUGAUGACAUAGAAAAUGAACUGUUGACAGGCCAAUGAAAUCAAUGUGGAAAAAACUGGGAGUGAAGUUCAAAGCUGGCAUUUGCUUGGUGCUGUUGUGAAGGUCACUUGUGCUUGUUGGAAUGCUGCCAUUUAUCAAGACCACCUACCGUUGUGUCCUGCUACCCUGACCCUUGUUGUGCCCUCGCCACAGAAGCUGCAUGGGCUACUUCAGCAACAGUCUAGCUCUGAUAGGCUGCCUCUUGUUUGUCAGGGAUGUGUCAGGGAUUUAGCUUUAGAGGGAACAGCUUACAGAGCAAAUGAACCAGCAUUAUCAUUUUCUGUACCUUGGGGCAUGUGCAGUUUGUGCGGUUUGGGCAUAAGUGGCUAUUACUGCUCUUUUUAUUUUUUAUUUCCUUUUUUCUUUAAUGUUUUGCAAGUUAAAAUUUACAGCUCAUCAGGCUACACAUUUUUAUUUGUUUAAAAAAAAUGGCAGGAUAUUUAGACUUGUGAUCACAUCCAGUAAAAUUUUAAGUGUGGAUUGAGUGCCUGGAGGAAGUCUAAAUGAUCUUAAUCCUUUUAAUCAUACUUUUAUGCACAGGUGUUUGUUGGACUUUGCCUUAGACUUCCUUAGUUUUUUUUUUCUUGGAAAUGGAAUAUUUGUAUUGCACUUGAUUUGCAAGUGUGUGUAAUUGAGGUUUCUGAUCUAUAAAUUGUCUUGGAAGUCAGUUGUGCCAGUCAGUUUUUUGAGAAGAAUGCAUUGUUUAGCAGGUGGUCAGCUACUAUCAUUUGGGGAACUUGACCAAGCUACUGAGUAUUUUCUUACCCUCUAUGAAUGUGUGCAUUAUAUUCUCCAGAUUCCAAAGAGAAGAAGUGUAUGUAUUAAAAUAUAUGUGGCAUGGGAUUGGUCUUGUGAUGGUGGUAGUCGGCCACUGCCAGUGUGUGGUGUUCUCCCAUUCUCUAUCCCUAUAACCAGUAGCUUAGUUGUGGGUGCCAGUGCGUGGGUUUCAGUGGUAUUUUAUAUAUUACCAUCAUGUUUCUUGUAUUGAAUACUGAGUAUUGCUCUGUAACCUAUGUAUAUUUUUUCUCGUACACAGAUGUUAAGUUGACUAGAUAUCCAUAUUAUAGUUUAUGUAUCGGCUUUAUAGCUUCAUUUAUAACACGUCUGCAUUAGUAACUGCCUAUAAUUUUAGAAGUGGCACUGUCUGCUCUGCCCCUCAACAGUAUUUGAAAGUGUGUUAAGUGGUAUUUGUUAAAAUGUCAUGGAUAUGAAUUCACGUGAUUGACAAUUGUUAAGAGACCCGAUCAGACGAGAAUUGGAAAUGAGAUUUUGGUGGAAUAAUGGUGUUAAGGAAGCAAAUAAUUAUAUGCAUGAUUGUUACACUCAAUAAGAGUUGUGUGUAUGUGUAUAUGAUGAUUGUUAUUACUUCAUAUUGAUUAUUUAUAUAAAUAGUUACAAGUUCCAUACCUGGUAAUGGACAAAGGAAUGUAAACCAGCAUUGGUGACCUCAGAUAAUAUAAUGUUUAUUUACCUGUAAUUUUACAUCAAUGACAAAAUCUUGUGUUACACAUUCCCCACAAUGCUCAACGUAGAAUUAUGGCCUUCACCUCCAUAAGGGGAAUAAUCAUGUCAGAAACUAUGAUUUUUGUUUGGAAACUUCUCUGUAGACACAUUCAUUAUGCAUCCCAUAGCUGUAAAGAGUAUAAGCAAUAGAUCCAUACAGUCUGAUUAAAUGAUAGAAUCUUGCAGUAGUCCAUAUACUUUAAGUUGAAGGUCAUAAGCAUAUUAGUAAUUAUAACAAUGGGUAGUGCCUAGAAAUGUAAAAAAUAAUGGACCAAUGCCUGGACUGAAAGCCACCUAUUGGAUUAUUGUACAAUAUUGAAUGGCUCAAUUGUUGACUUAUAGUUUCUGGCCUUAAAGAAAUGUUCCUAUGAACCAGAUCAUUGCCACUAAUUGCAACAAGAAUGAACACAUUUAUCUUUAUAAUUGUAUAGGUAUUAAAUAUUAUAUGAUCCUCUAAAAAGUGACAUAGGUUGUCACUUUAUAGGUUUCACCUUUUGUGAUUGAUGGCAAUGGUUAUACACGGUGGGUAAUCAUAUGAACAAAAAUUUCAUAGUUAUUUGGUAUCAAUCCGUGAAAUGUCUUUUUCCCUACACUCUUGUUUUGUAGCAGUACAAUGUUUGAAGAAGAAUGAUGUAAUAUUGAGAAUUUGGGUACAACAUUGAAUGGAAUUUCAGUGAGAAGACCCAUGAAAUUUAGUUGAAGACCUCAGGUAUAUAAGUAUCAUAUGGAAAAUAUCUUAGAAGUAGAAUUAUAUUUGGAGAUCAUACAUACAAGUGAAAUGCAGUGAGAUUGAUGUUGAAUAUUAAAUAGUGUAAUAAAUUCAGAAAAAGGAAAUGGUUACUGUUUUAUAAGAAUGAUGGAAGAGUGCCAGAAGCUUUGGAAAUUUUUUAGCUAAUGUGACAUGAAAUGAUAUGUAUGUAUAAGGUUGAUAGUUGAUGCGUAGAACAUUGUGGGGGGCAGAGCGGUGCGGUUAUGUGGUCUUGGCAGGUCCCACCUGUGGGAAUAAAAUGUUCAUCAAUAAAACAAAAUGUACACAGGAA
Molecule: messenger RNA, 6352 nt
Organism: Homarus americanus (American lobster)
Lineage: Eukaryota; Metazoa; Arthropoda; Malacostraca; Decapoda; Nephropidae
Product: YTH domain-containing family protein 3-like
Exons: 6
Coding region: 272-2308 (678 amino acids)
Biological process (GO): mRNA destabilization
Cellular component (GO): cytoplasm
Molecular function (GO): N6-methyladenosine-containing RNA reader activity; mRNA binding
Source: RefSeq, a predicted model, not a curated record